Messenger RNA from Daucus carota subsp. sativus, 2232 nucleotides. Its product is annotated as protein FAR1-RELATED SEQUENCE 5-like. The coding region runs from base 1 to 2232 and encodes 743 amino acids. The record is from RefSeq and is a predicted model, not a curated record. The transcript has 5 exons. Gene Ontology annotation, biological process: regulation of DNA-templated transcription. Lineage: Eukaryota; Viridiplantae; Streptophyta; Magnoliopsida; Apiales; Apiaceae.
AUGUUCAAUAUCACAGGUUCUAUAUGUGGUGAUUCGUCUCGUAUCAGUAGUUCGAGUGCUAGCUGUGAUCCCGCUUAUAGUGAUUAUGAUGAUUCAAUAUCAAGCUACGUAUUGUCUCCUGGUGGAAGGAGAUAUUAUUCACCGUCUGUUGGUGAAAAACAGUAUAUACCAUUCCUCAAUCAAGUUCAUGACAGCUUGGAUAAAGCCUUCUUAUUUUACAAGAAUUAUGGUCGUUUAGGAGGGUUUGAUGUUCGGAAGGGAACUGAAAAGAGAGCUGAUGAUGGUACGAUAACACUCAAGCAUUUUGUUUGCAGUUGUGAAGGUUUUGUUGAGCCAAAUAUUGGUAGAACGAAUGGCAUUGAGUGUAGAGAAAGGCGUACUGUGUCGAAGAGGUGUGGUUGUAAGGCAAGAUUGGUUAUGAAAUACAUGUUUCCAAACAAGUAUUUUGUAAUGUCUUUAAUUGAUGUGCAUAACCAUCCUCUAGCUAGUGAAACAGGACGGCAAUUUUUGAGAGCUAGUAGGGAAAUGACAGUGGGGUUAAGGAAUGUUGUCUAUGAUGCUGCGAAAGCUAACAUAGGUUGUAGCAAAACGUAUACUCUUGUAAAGGAAAUAGUAGGUGGAUAUUCCAAUGUUGGCGCGACAUUGUGUGAUUUUCGAAAUUUUAAUCGGGAUUUGAAGAGCUAUGUUGGUGACAAAGAUGGGCAGAUGAUUAUUGACAAGUUCAAGGUCAUUUCAGAGACUUCAGAAGGUUUUUACUAUGCAUACGAAGUUGAUUCAGCUGGACACCUUAUCAAACUGUUUUGGGCGGACGCAAUUGGUAGGAGGAAUUUUGAACUAUAUGGUGAUGCUAUGUCGUUUGAUGCAACUUUUGACACAAACAAGUAUAAUAUGAUAUUUGCACGUUUCACCAGUGUGGAUAAACAUGACAAAUGUGUGACGUUUGCAUGUUGUCUUUUAUCUCAAGAGAAUGUUGCGCACUAUACUUGGGCAUUUGAUCAUCUUGUAAAGGCUAUGGGAAGGAAUCCGGUGGUUGUGAUUACUGAUCAAUGUCCAGCUAUGAAAAUAGCUGUCCCUGCAUCAUUUUCUUCGGCCAAUGGACUGAUUGCUUCUAAACAUCGUUUGUGUAUGUGGCAUAUUAUGGAAAAAUUCCCGGUCAAGCUUGGUAACCGUUUGGUCAAAGAGACAGAUUUUAUGGAGAAGAUGAAGAAAUAUAUAUGGUCAUCAAAUAUAGAAAUAGAAGAAUUUGAGAGAGGAUGGGAAGCUGUUAUUAAGGAGUUUAAGUUGGAGGAUAACAAGUGGUUAAAAGAUAUGUAUGAUAUAAGGGCUUCGUGGAUUCCCGCUUUCUUUAGAGACGAGCCUAUGUUUGGGUUGUUGAGGACUACAUCAAGAUCAGAGAGUGAAAAUUCUUUUUUUGGGCAAUUCCAUAAACAAGGAGACUCUUUAUGUGAAUUUUGGUUACGGUAUCAAAGUGCUAUGGAUCGGCAGAGGAAUGAAACGAAUCGGUUGAAUCAUGAGUCCAAUUCUAGUCUCCCUUCUGCAGUGUCUAGAUGGUUCAUAGAAAAUGAUGCAGCAGACCUGUUUAUACUUGCUAUCUUUUAUAAAGUCCAAGAAGAAAUUAUUGCCUCCUGUUUGGACAUGCAAAUCAAAAGAAUGAGUGAGGAAAGAGAUGGUGUUACUUACAUGGAAAUCAGAGAUGUCAAGGUGCCGGAUAAAAUCUUUAAGGUUUCUAUUGGAGUGACUAAGUUCCCACAGACACUUGUUUUAAAUCGGUGGACGAAACUUGCGGACAGCGGGACCUCAUCAAUGUCACUAGCAGUUUCAAACAGUUUUUCUAAGAUGGAAGAAGUAUCAUUGAAAUUGACAAAUAUAUGGUUUGACUUUCGGCAGGCAGUUAAUAAGGCUGGAAUGGAGUUGGACAAGCUUGAUCAGGUUCAUAGUACUGUAAUGCAGCUCAGUUCUGAGCUUGAUAAAAAUUGUAGUAAUUUGACGAAGAAGGAUCACAUGGCAGCAAUGAUUGGUGAGCAGCCUUCAGGAGAUAUUACAAUUCUUGCACCAAAUAUUUGCAAGAACAAAGGUAAUUACUUUAAGAGGUUGAUAAGUGAAAGGGAGAAGGCAGUGACUAAAGCGAAGAAAAGAGUUCGAAAAUGCAAAGAAUGUGGUGCAACAACUCAUGAUUCAAGAACUUGUGAUAAGAAGAAGAAGAAAACACGGAUUGAAGAGAGUGGUGCAUAA